AUGAAACCAUCUAAACUGCAAGAUCAUCUGAGAAGAUGCCACCGUGAUAAAACAGAGAAAGAUUUGAAAUACUUUCAAACACUCAAAGAUAAAUUUCAGAAGAGACCUACACUGGACAGAAUGUUCGCUUCUACGUCACAAAGAAAUGAUGACGGAUUGCGGGCGUCUUACAAUAUCUCGUUACUUAUAGCAAAAUCCGGAAAACCGCAUACUAUCGGAGAGAAGUUAAUCUUGCCAGCCGUUGAAGAGGUUUUAAAAACUGUUUUAUACAAACCUGCAACUGAUAUCAUUAAAAGAAUUCCCUUAAGCAACAAUACCGUUGAAAGACGUAUUGAUGAAAUGAGUUCUGAUAUUGAAAGCUUCUUAUGUAAUUAUUUGCAAACGACCCAUUUCUCUAUACAACUGGACGAGUCAACUUUACCUGAUAAUGCAGCAUUAUUAUUGGCAUACGUUCGUUUUAUUAUGAAUCAAGAAAUCUACGAAGAACUGCUCUUCACAAGAACUUUGAUAACCACUAAAGAAUUUCUGGAUACUAAAGAUAAAAUUUUAAAAGAAAAUUUAGUGAAGAGGAAAACAGACAUCGGCUAUUCAACAGAUUUGUUUACAAAAUUUAAUAUGGUUAAUUUGAAAUUACAAAGCGACAGUUUAAAUUUGAUUAAAACAAAGUCCAUCUCAUCAGCGUUUCUUGCCAGAGUUAAACUAAUGAAGCAAAAUAUUAGACGGGGCGAAUUUUCUCAGUUCCUCAAUUUGUCACAGACAAGCUGCCAGGAAGACGACGUUUCAACUUAUGUUCAACAUUAUUUAGAUUUUGAAUCUAGGUUUGAGGAUAUUUUGACUAUAGUAAUACCACCGUGGAUAGUUAAUCCAUAUGGUGACAUAGAAGAAACGAAUGUCAUAAUACAAGAGGAACUGACUGAACUAAGUACAAACGAAGAACUUAAGGUUCAGUUUAAAAACGGAUAUCAGCAAUUCUGGCUGCAAAACAACAUACCCGUUACUUAUCCCGUAUUAUGGAAUAUAGCGAGGAAAUUUUUAAUUUACUUUCUAUCGUCAUACCUAGUGGAAAGGGGGUUCAGCGCUGUUACCAAUCUCCUAACGAAAAACAGAAACAGACUGGACAUCAUUAGCCGAGGAGAUCUAAGAUUAACCCUUACAAAAUUGACGCCAAAUGUUGAUAAUUUAUUAUUAAAGCAUCAGGUUCAUCCUUCUCACUAA
Molecule: messenger RNA, 1215 nt
Organism: Acanthoscelides obtectus
Lineage: Eukaryota; Metazoa; Arthropoda; Insecta; Coleoptera; Chrysomelidae
Source: the annotation of a GenBank genome assembly